Molecule: messenger RNA, 5238 nt
Organism: Diceros bicornis minor
Lineage: Eukaryota; Metazoa; Chordata; Mammalia; Perissodactyla; Rhinocerotidae
Product: KIAA1614 ortholog
Exons: 10
Coding region: 524-4192 (1222 amino acids)
Biological process (GO): regulation of cellular localization; centrosome cycle; establishment or maintenance of cell polarity
Cellular component (GO): cell cortex; nucleus; apical plasma membrane
Molecular function (GO): protein kinase C binding
Source: RefSeq, a predicted model, not a curated record
CGUCGUCCCCACACUCGGGCCGGGGCCUCGCUUUCCCUGCCGCCCCUUUGACGUCCGGGGGGCGCGCGCUCCCUCGCCGCCGAGAGAAGCGGCUCCGCUGGGCUCGGGCGUCCGGGCGGCGACGGGACCCGCGGCCUGCGGCGGAGGGGGGCCGGGGGCAGGUCCCGCUUCUCCAGCCCCUUCCGCUCCCCUCCUUCCCGCCCUCUCCGCUCCCUCUCCUCCCUUCCCGGCCCAGGAAGGCGCCCGGCUUGGCCUCUCCCCCGUUAAUGGCAAAGCCGUGAACUAGCAGCCGAUGCCACUUCCUUCCCGGCCCGCGCCCGGCCCCCCGACCCCGCUCCCCGCCUCGACCCGGAGGGAGGCCGCGGCCCCGCAGAGCCGGGAGCCCUUCCCCGGACCCCGGGCCGGGCGCGCCCCUCGGGGCGAGACCUGCGCGCCGCACUCCCGGAGCCCCCGACCGCCUGCCGCGGGCCCGGGAGGCAGACAGGGCUAGAGGAGCGCCUCGCCUCCCCGAGGGCUGCAGGGCAUGGAGGCGGCGGCCGACCCUGCCGGCGGCGGCCCUCAAGGGCUCAAAAUAGGGAGCAGAACAGCCAGCUCCGUGGAGGUGACCCCAGAUGUGGAGGGAAGUGGCCCUGAGCCACAGCCGGAUAACGGACACCUCCCAAGACCCUGGCCCUGUCUUCAGGAAGACAGAACACCCAGCCUGAUGGCUCUGCAGGCUCCCAGGGUAUCGGGGAUACAGCUCCAAGGCCCAUCCGUGCUGGAAUCCAAGGUGAGGGCCUUGAAGGAAAAGAUGACAGCAGGCAAACAGGGGGCGAGCCCCUGCCUCACUUCCCACGAGCGGCCAUCACCCAAGAAAGCCAAAUCUAGACGAGUCAAGGUGGGUGGAGCUAGGACUCCGUCAGAGGGGUCUUACCUGCCAGAUGCUGUGGUGGUCCUCCAUGCUCAGAACCUGAUCGAUGGGCAGCUGGACAGCGGUGUCAGUGAGGAAGAACCUGCCAGGAAUGGGGGCCCCAGGCUUCCCAGGUCACCUGCCCCUGGGCUCGAGUGCUGGAACGGGAGGAGCCCAUGGCCUCCAGAAGCAGUAUGGACACUGCCUGACCACGAGAGAAGUCUACUGCCAGGGCCUGGCUCUCUGCAAGAGAGCCCCGUCCACAGAGUCACUCCAGGCCGGCCUGGGGGCCCCGGUCCUUGUAACAAAAUCACCCACAUGCCCAACCUGAGGAAAGGAAGGUCAUAUCUGCCUCAGGAUGGUCUGGUCACAGGGGGAGACCUGGACAGCUUGUCUCUGACCUGUGAGGAGCACUUUGUCCCCAGCCCAGACCUGCUGGGGGGGCUCUGGAGAGCUGGAGACCUGGGGGCUCUGGGUCCUGGGUGCAGUGCCUUGUCCCUGUCUGACCGGGUGGAGAGGAACCGCCUUCUGCUGCAGGAGAUGCUAAGUGUUGGGGGGCAGGGCCCCCCCAAGGUGGGAAUCCCAGCCUGGACUCCAUCCUGGGGCAGAGCUGUACCAGAGCGACCAGCAGGUGACGUGGACUGGGACUCGGGCAUCUCCCUGCAGGACUUGGACCAGAACAGGACCUUUGGGCCCAAGCCGGAGCCCGUGCUGAGCCCCAGGCAUGAGGAAGCCAAACAUCUGCUGCAGCGUGCCCGCAUGAAGGCCAGGACCCGGCCCCUCCGUGCCAGCCACGAUAUUGUGCCCACCAUUGCCCAGGGCAGCCGAGAUGCCGGGAGAAGCCCAGCCCUGGACCCGAGGAUGACCCUUGCCUGCAGAGACAACCUCCAGAAUGGGAACACUAGUGACUCCUCCAGCGGGGAGUCCAGCAGCGGGCAGUGGCCGAAGCGGGGCCCCUCCCCGUCCCACGUCCGCUUCGAGGAUGAGUCUGCUCGCGACGCCGAGUCCCGCUACUUGGAGCGGCUGCAGCAGCGGCAGCGCCAGGUGCUGGGCUCCGCGCUGCAGGCGGGCGAGCAGGGCCCGCUGCGCUCCAAGCCCGACCUCGCCGCCUACAUGAACGGCGGCUUCCAGCGCAGGGAGGCCGGCGAAGGGGCCCUGCGCAGGCCCGGGGGCGGGCGGGAUCGGAGGGCCCUGCCGGCGCCGCCGCCCGCCCGGGGCCGGGAGAGGAAGUGCCGAGCCUGUGGCCACUGCCUGGAGGACCGGCGCCCUGCCCAGGGGAAGGCAGCCCCCGACCCGAGGCACCUCCAGGAGCGCCACGCUGCCUGUGGGACGGAGGGGAUGCUGGCGGAGCCCCUUAGCUCUCGGGGCUGGAGCGCCCCCAUCAGGCCCCUCCCUGCGCAGCCAGGACUCCACACCCAGUGGAUCCGGGAGACACACAUCGGAGACCCCGUGCGCCCUGAGGAGGUGGACUCUGCCCUGGACAGCACGGACACCUCGGACAGCUGCCGGACCGAUAGCGAGGAGGCUGGGACCUCUCAGCCCAGCAGGGCCCGUCUGCGGGGCUUCAGGCCUCGAGGAGGCCACAGGUGGUUCCGGAAGGCUGAAAUGGAGCUGCCCCGGAGCCCUGAGGCCCGGCACUGCCCGCCUGGGGUUGACCUCGUGGAGGCUUCAGAUGAGGGCAAAGAAGGCAGAGGACAUGCACCUGAGGGGACUCUGUUUCCCAGAGAAGACGCUUUCUCGAAGCCUCCUGUCCUGGAAUCUAAGAGGGCUUCCCUGGGGUCCCAGGGGCAGCGUGGACCAGGGCUGGGAAGUCACUGGGCUCACCCGGUGGAUGCCAGGGCUCAGUGCAGGACAGCCUGUGCUGUGGCCUCCUGCAUGAAGCUGGGGUCCUCCGGGCCAGGCAGACAAGCCCAGGUUGUAGAGGGUCCCGAGUCUCUGGAAACUCCCUCUGCUUCCUCCCUGCAACAGAGUCAUGCAGAACCCUCGGCCCCCAAUCAGGCCCAGCAGCCAACCGCUUCCCUCCCGGACGAAGGCUGGGUGCCAACCCCCCCGUCUUCAAGGAAAACCACCUCGCCUGGGUCUCACAGGCAUACAGCCCUGGCUGGGCCCCGAGGGCCAGGGGACCAGGGAGAGCCUGUGAACACCCCCCGGCCUCCUUCAAGAAGUGUAGUUCCCAGGACCUGUGAACUCAUCCCUCCACAGACCCAGCCCUGCGGCCCCCAAGUCAGGCACCCGCUGCUGGCCCUGUCCACCAACAGCUGUAACAAUAGUGUGCCUUGGGGGCUGCAGGAGCCCCAGGGAGGAGCCAGCCCUGAGGGCAGGGUGGAGAAGGGCCCCCGAAGCAAGGAGCCAGAGGCACCCCUGGAGGACUGUGGAGAUGGAGGACUCCAGGGCUUUCUCGGCUCAGCAGCUGCUGGCACCGUCAGCACCGUGGGUGUCAGCCUCUCCCUGGCCUCAGAGGAGCCUGAGUCCAGCCAAGAACCAGAGGGAGGCCUGCAGAGGACAGAGUCAAGUUCCAGAGGACACGUGUCAUCCCGAGCAGUACCAGGGGUCAGUGCAGGACCUGGCCCACCCUCAGCCGCCCCUUCUGACAGGAACGGGAAAAGCAGCAGCAGCAUCGCCUCCACCCUGGGGCUGAAAAAGUUCUUCUCGGCCCUGGGCCAGGGCACGCGGCCCAGGUUGGGCAAGUCCCACAGCUACAGUGUGGAGCAGCUGCCGCCGCCUGCGCCUGGCCCAGCUUCACACACCAGCACCCCCAAAGUGAAGAGAUCCCCAUCCUUACAAUCCCUGCAUCUGGGGUCACCCUCUCACCAGCAUCGGAAAGCUGCCUCCUUUCAGAAUCUCCAUUAUCUGCUGAGCGGCAAGGUGGACCGGUCCAGCCUCUACCUGGUAGGGGAGCCAGGGGACCACAGUGUGGCUGGCAGGCCAGCCAAGGCCCCGCCCCGCCGUGCCCUCAGCGUAGAGGACGUGGGUGCCCCCAGCCUGGCUCGCACAGUGGGCCGCGUGGUGGAGGUGUUCCCAGAUGGCACAAGCCAGCUGCAGCUACAACGCUCCCCAGAGGGCACUUUUGGCUUCUGUGUGGCCUCGGGGAACGGGCGCCGGGACUCAGGGUUCUACGUGCAGGCGAUGGCUGACGAGAGCACGGCCAAGCUGUACUCGGGGCUGCUGGGGGUGGGGGAUGAGCUCCUUGAGGUGAAUGGGGCCAAGGUUGCGGGGCUGGGCCUGGCUCACAUUAAGGAGCUCCUGGCGCACGCAGAGAGCUUGUCAAUCCGUGUGCUGAGGCAGAGGCCUGUCCCACGGUGACCCAGAGGUGCUUUUGACCUCACUGUCACCCCCUUGGAAGCCUUGAACCGCCCCAGGGGGGAUGGCUGGGAAUGUGCCAACAGAGCUGCUGUGUUCCCCGAAAUGAAGAUGACAGUGGCAUGUAACCCUGGGCUGUGGCAGGGCCUUGGUGAUGGACCACCCUAGGGAGAGAAAGGAGCCUGUUCCUGUGUUUUGUUUAAAGAUGUUGAUUUAUGCGGAGCUAGGGAAAGAAAGUAUGGGUGUCCCUCCAUGCCUGAGGUGGUGUCAACCUCUUUCUGCACCUUUGUUGGCAGGGGAGGAGAGAGAUUCGCUGGGUCCCUGAGUGUUGCCUCACCCCCAGGGCCCAUCCCACUCUCUGUCGGGCUCCCCCAGCCUCUCACACUCCAGAACCAAAGAAAGUGCUUGGCCACAUUGGCCUCGAGCCUGCCUUUUUCAGUCUCAUUUCUCCCAGCUCCCAUUUGACACCUUUGCUCUUUUCCAGAAAUGGGCAAAGUGUCCUGGAGUAACAGCCUUACAGCCAUUGACCAUAUAUUCCAAACCUAAAAUCAGAACACAUGGGCUGGUUUGAGAACAUCGGGGAGAUGUUAUCUGGUAGCCAGAAUAUUAAGAAUUUCUGGGAAAUUUUUGUGAUAUAUCAGAUUGAAGGAAAAAAAAUGAAACCAAGACCAAUUUCAGGGAAGUGCAGCUGUGGCCAGUGGGACUGGCCAGACCGGCCCUGCCCUCACCACCCUCCCCUCCGCCUCUGCCCAGAGCAAGGCUGGAGCUGCCGCAGCCUCUAUCUUCCUUCUCCUGUCGGGCUUGGACACAGGGCUGCAGCUGGUGCCACGCUCUCCCCAGCCCCAAGCUCUCUGCCCAGACUCCCUGCCGGCAGCUGUGGGUGAGGUGGCCAGGAGGGAGAUAGCAGGGGACAGGUGGGCGUGGGCUGUCCUGCCUGGGCACUUCCCCGCUCUAGGCCUGAACAGUGCCCAAAGGGUUGGGACGCUGUGGGAAUGGAUGGCUGUGUGUCAGUCUUAAAUUAUUAAAAAGCAAAGCUGAAGCUUCUCCCA